Molecule: messenger RNA, 618 nt
Organism: Dictyostelium purpureum
Lineage: Eukaryota; Evosea; Eumycetozoa; Dictyosteliales; Dictyosteliaceae
Exons: 2
Coding region: 1-618 (205 amino acids)
Biological process (GO): NAD+ biosynthetic process
Molecular function (GO): nicotinamide-nucleotide adenylyltransferase activity; nicotinate-nucleotide adenylyltransferase activity
Source: RefSeq, a predicted model, not a curated record
AUGGCAAAUGAUUAUUAUAAAAACAAUUAUGAAGUUAUUGGUGGAUAUUUAUCACCAGUAGGUGAUGCAUACAAUAAAAAAACAUUAAUUGAGGCCUUUCAUAGAUUGAAGAUGGUUGAUUUAGCUUUAGAGGAUUCUGAUUGGAUUAUGGCGGACCCAUUUGAGUCAUCAAAAAAUGAAUUUACACCAACAAGACAAGCAUUGGAUCAUUUUAAGCAAUGUACCAUCGAUCAUUUUAAAUCAAAAAAUAUAGAUUGCUCAGACUUAGCAGUUAAAUUGGUUUGUGGUGCUGAUUUAUUAGGUUCAUUUAAUAUCCCAAAACUUUGGGCUGAUAGUGAUAUGGAUUUAUUAUCGUCAAAAGACCAUUAUGGAAUUGCAGUUUUAGAAAGAACAGGUACAGAUUUAGAAGGUAUAAUAGCAGUCAAUCCAAUAUUAACAAAAAAUAGAGAGGGUCUUGACUUUAUACCAGUGGAUAUUUCAAAUGAUGUUUCAUCAACUAGAAUUAGAGAAAAAAUAAGAAAUGGCGGUUCAAUCAAGUAUUUAAUUCCAGAUAAAGUUAUUGAUUAUAUUUAUAAAAACAAUAUUUAUAAAAACGAAAUUCCAGAUUUUAGAAAAUAA